Strongylus vulgaris is the source of this 918-nucleotide messenger RNA. The record is from the annotation of a GenBank genome assembly. NCBI's taxonomy places the organism in Eukaryota, Metazoa, Nematoda, Chromadorea, Rhabditida, Strongylidae.
AUGCAUUACCCCACAGGUUUCUACGAGGAAGAACUUGAUGUCCAGUUGGUACUAUUCGAUCAGAUGCUGGAUCAUGUACUGCGUAUAGACCGAAUUUACCGUCAACCACAGGGCCAUCUGCUUCUUAUCGGUACCGCUGGUGCGGGAAAGACCACCUUAUCGAGAUUUGUUGCAUGGUUGAAUGGAUUGAGUGUGUUCCAGUUGAAAGUCCACUCCAAGUACACUGCCGCUGAUUUCGAUGAGGAUAUGCGUACAGUGCUGAGAAGAGCUGGCUGUCGUAAUGAGAAAAUGUGCUUUAUCAUGGAUGAGUCUAAUAUGCUGGAUACCGGAUUCUUAGAAAGGCUUAACACUUUGCUGGCUAAUGGAGAGGUCCCUGGUUUAUUCGAAGGUGAUGAGCAUACUACACUGAUGACUCAGAUCAAAGAAGGUGCUCAGAGGCAGGGACUGAUGCUGGAUAGCCACGAUGAACUGUAUAAAUGGUUCACUCUGCAGGUUAUGAGGAAUCUUCAUGUUGUAUUUACAAUGAACCCUUCUGGAAGUGGCUUGAGAGAACGGGCAUCAACCUCUCCUGCUCUGUUCAACCGUUGUGUGCUGAACUGGUUUGGCGACUGGGCAGAUACUUCAUUGUAUCAGGUUGGAUCUGAGCUUACGAAUACGCUCGAUAUGGAUCGCACUGACUAUGAGCCACCAUUCUCACUACCAGUCGUCUGUGACCUCAUUCCAACUCCACCAACCUAUCGUCACGCUGUCAUAAAUACACUUGUGCAUGUGCAUAAAUCAGUGCAGAAGCUAAACGAACAAGAGCAGAAGCGUGGCCAUAGAGUGAUGCUUGUGACGCCAAGACACUUCCUUGAUCUAAUCAAGCACUUCAUGGGCUUGUUCCAUGAAAAACGACGUGAUCUUGAAGAGGAGAAGGUA